AUGUCUCAUGUAAGUGAAAUGUGGUGUUAUCACUGGAAAUGGAAGCUGCAUCACUGUCUCUGCUUGUUUACCACAUAUAUUAUAUACAUGCAGCAAGCAGCUCACGGAUGCUAUGACUGUAGGACUGUGCUAACUGACCCCUCUGGAGUUUUCACUUCGCCAUGCUUCCCCAGUGACUAUCCCAACAGCCAAGCAUGCAAGUGGAUCAUCCGAGCACCUCAUGGAUUUAUCAUACAGCUAACCUUUAUUGAUUUCGACAUUGAAGAAGCUCCAGGCUGCAUUUAUGAUUCACUGACAUUAGACAACGGAGAAAGCCCAAUGAACCUUUGUGGCAUCACUGCCAAAGGAUUAUCCUAUAAUUCUACCGGAAAUGAAAUGAUUGUGUCAUUUAAAAGCGACUUCAGUAUCCAAAAGAAAGGUUUUAAUGCCAGCUAUGUACGAAUUGCCGUGUCUCUGAGGAAUCAGAAAGUCAUCAUUCCCCAGGUUCCUGACAUCGAUGCUGUGUCUGUGGCAGAGACCAUCUCAGUGCCAGAGCUUAGACAGUUUACACUGUGCUUUGAAGCAACCAAGGGCAACAGUGAUGACAACGAUGACUGGAAGGUUUUCUCCUACAGUGAUGCAUUGUUGAGAGAGCUCUUCAGCUUUGGGAAGACCACAAAAGGCCAUUUUCUAUCCAUCUCAGGCACACAGUGCAUCCUUAAGAAUGCAUUGCCCCGAAAUGCAGAGUUUUUCACAGGAACCUUUCAACAGCUCUGUGUUGUAUGGGACAGCUUCUCGGGCACUAUAGGUGUAUAUGCCAAAAGCACCUAUCAUGUGGUGGACUGUCCAGAGAUCUUUGACAAAGUUAUCCCUGGAAAUGGAAGGCUGGUGCUGGGCUCUAACAGCAAUGAAGUGAGCUCUCUAAAUGGGGACAUUUACAACUUCCGCCUCUGGAAUUUCACCAUGAAUGCGCAAACACUGGCCAACCUCAGCUGCGAUGUGAAAGGAAACAUUGUAGACUGGGAAAAUGAAUUCUGGAGUAUUCCAACUUCAGCACUGAAAGCAGAAAACAAUUUGAGUUGUGGCUCAUAUCUAAUUUCCUCUUCUUCAAUUGAACCAACCAGUUGUGCAAACCUAGGAAGCCUUUGCCAAGCUACUGUAAAUGCUACUACUCCUACACCACCCACUGUCACCACUAACAUGCCUGAUACUAAUAGAAACGAUAAGCCAAACAAUGGUGGGCUAUUCUACAGGAUAUCUAUAGUUGUCUCUAGUUCCAACCCCAACUCAGUAUCAAAAGUACAUGAUGUCGUUGCAGAAUGGCUGAACCGUACUUUCCAGAACUGGAAUUACACUGUGUAUGUGGUCAAUAUCAGCAUCCACCCUGCCUCCAUAAGAGAAGGAGCAAGACAAAAAAGAAGUAUUAAAAGCUUUAGUGCUUUGGCUCUUCUGGUUUAUAAUUCUACCAACAACAUCAAUUUAGAAGAGGAGGACAUCCGACAGAAGCUUAUAAGUAAUAAUCGGACCAUGGAAGAGGGAUAUCAGCUUCAUACUGUGGAUGUUGAUCCAGUGGAAAAAUGUUUAGCUGAAGAAAACCCUCCAAACUAUUUUUGGCCAGAUACCAGGCCUACAGUGACCAACUUCACAUUUUGCCAUGGGAGCUCAGUUCAGACUGCAUCAAGAACCUGCUAUUUGGGUCUGCAGAAUUAUACAUCAUACUGGGGUCAACCUGAUCUUAGAAAUUGCACAGAAAAUGCAGCAGAUAUUGCUAAUCAGCUUCUGAAUCUCACUGGUGAGGGGCAGCAGCUGACCUCAGACAAAGUAAAUGACGUUGUGCAGAAGCUCAAAAAAAUUGUGAAUGAUGAAGAAAUCGAUGAAUCUCUGGGUUCUACCGUGGUGACAAUUUUUUCCAAUAUUCUAGCCAGUUCAGACAGUGUAUUGGCAGCCUCAUCGUCAGAAGCCCUAAAAACUAUAGAUGCCUUGGCUUUAAAGAUCCAUUUUGCUGGACCAUCCAUGAGUAUUUCAACACGAAAUCUCGCACUUGGAGUGUCUUCUAUAAAUUCAACUUCAUUCAAAGGUGGUGCUUUCAGCGUUAGUCCACAGAAUAAUGCAUCUGAUUUCCAGAUAGAUUUUGACAAGGAUCAGACAAGUGCGAUCGCUUCUGUUGUUCUGCCACCAAGUUUACUGAAGAAUUUAAGUCAAGAUGAGUUUGAAGUUAUAUCCAGGGCUCAGUUUACUUUCUUCAAUAAAAAUGGUCUUUUUCAGGAUGCAGAAAAUUCUGCCAAUUUGACCAGUUUCGUGGUAGCAUGCAGUAUUGGAAACUUAACCAUUCAGGAUCUUCAGGAUUAUGUGAAGGUUACAAUCAAGCAUACCAAAAUUCAGGAAGAUCCUAAACCUACCUGUGUCUUCUGGGAUAUGAACAAAAAUGGUGGCAGUGGUGGCUGGAACCCUGCGGGCUGCCAGGUGGAUGCAGAGUCCAAUGAAAAUGAAACUGUGUGCUUAUGCAACCACCUGACACAUUUUGGGGUCCUAAUGGACCUUCAGAGAACCGUGACGCAAAUCGACCCACAGAACACCAAGGUCCUGACCUUUAUCACUUACAUAGGCUGUGGAAUAUCUGCUAUAUUUUCAGCUGCAACUCUUCUGACAUACAUUGCGUUUGAGAAGCUACGAAGAGAUUAUCCAUCCAAAAUCCUGAUGAAUCUGAGCACAGCCCUGCUCUUUCUAAACCUGAUUUUUCUGCUUGAUGGCUGGAUUGCAUCCUUUGACAUUGAUGGCCUCUGCAUAGCUGUAGCUACACUUUUGCAUUUUUUUCUUCUGGCCACCUUUACAUGGAUGGGACUGGAAGCUGUUCACAUGUACAUUGCUCUAGUGAAGGUGUUCAACACAUAUAUACGGCGAUACAUACUGAAGUUUUGCAUCAUUGGCUGGGGUUUGCCAGCUCUGGUGAUAGCAAUUGUUUUAGCAAGUGCUAAUACAAAUGCAAGUCAUGUUUAUGGCAAACAGUUAUAUGGCAGAGAUGCAAACGGGCAAGGAGGAGAUGACUUCUGCUGGAUCAAGAACGAAGUUGUCUUUUACGUAACUUGUGCCGGUUACUUUGGAAUCAUGUUUCUAAUGAAUGUCGCCAUGUUUAUUGUGGUGAUGGUGCAAAUCUGCGGGAGGAAUGGGAAAAGAACCAAUCGGAGCCUGAAGGAAGAGAUCCUGAGGAAUCUCCGUAGCGUGGUCAGCCUGACCUUCCUCCUGGGCAUGACAUGGGGCUUUGCCUUUUUUGCCUGGGGUCCCUUAACUCUUGCUUUCCUGUACCUCUUCUCAAUUUUCAAUUCAUUGCAAGGUUUGUUUAUAUUUGUAUUCCAUUGUGCUAUGAAAGAAAAUGUGCAGAAACAGUGGAGGAGACACCUCUGUUGUGGCAGAUUCCGACUGGCAGACAAUUCAGAUUGGAGCAAAACAGCAACCAAUAUUAUAAAGAAGAGUUCCGAUAAUCUUGGGAAAUCCUUAUCCUCUAGUUCCAUCGGCUCCAAUUCAACCUACCUAACAUCCAAAUCAAAAUCCACGACGAAUACAUAUUGCAAACGAAACAGCCAUACAGAGAAUGUUUUUCUUGACAAGCCAUCUUCAAAAUUUGCGCAAGAGGAUGGAGAACAGACAUCAAUCAUCCCUGUCCACCAGGUUAUUGACAAAGUCAAAGGAUACUGCAAUCCUCACUCCGACAACUUCUAUAAAAACAUCAUCAUGUCUGACACAUUUAGUCGCAGCACAAAGUUCUAACUGGGUUUCUGACUUACUGGUUUUUUUUAAAUCAAAGGAAUACAAAAAGUUUGCCUGGAAUUGAGAAUAUUGGAUGUCAUAGAAUAUGACCCAGUCAGUUACUUUUUCCCAGUUUUUAGUGUUUUCCUGCAAACAGCUUCCACUUCUGGACUGAUUUUUUAAGUUUUUACUGUUGUGGGAAACAAUAAUUUUUUACCAUGGUAUUGAGUUGUUUUUAAAUGUGUGCCAGCCAGCAUGAUGCCUGGACAGAUAAUUGCAAUCCUGUGUAAAUAUCUUCUAAGACUGAAGAGCCACAAGCCUAACUUUAAAUCAUAUAAUCCAAACAGAAGUCUUGACUCCUGGAGAAAAUAGCAGACAUGUCAUGCACUAUAGGCAAGCUUUUAUUGAGCAGUUUGCUGAUGAUCUUUUUGUUUUGAAAAAUAUGGGUUUUCCCUAUGGCAUGUGUUAGAUUCUUGCUUCUUGAAUGUCUAGUGCUCUUUAUUCAGAAAUGAGUAAAACACUAGCACCACUUAAAGGGCUAUUUUAAACUAUUUUUGCCUAAGUAGACCUGAUCAUGCAAACCUUAGUCACCAAAACAGCAUAUGCUGUAAUUGCAGACAAAUUUGUAUCCAUAUACAUAGAAAAACAGUUUACACAGAGUUGUGUUUCAGCAUUUAUUGAUUGGUAUGUAUGAAAUGCAGUGUCUUCCAUCUCGAGUCUAUGUUUAAUGUUCUCUUUUCACAAAACAAAAUAACAAAAAGACAUUCAACUAUAUCUAGAUGUAUAAAUAUAUACCUAGAACUCUCUCUACACAUUUUUAUAAUAACACACACAGUAAGUAUGACAAUGUAUACCAGGACAAUCUAAAAACUACAGACGGUGCUAAAACUUAAGUUUAAACAUUUAAAUGCAAGAUGAAUUCUUUGUAAACCGAUGAGUUUGUCAGUCUCUGUACUUCACAUAUACUGUAUGUAUAGACACCUCCAUCAGAUGGCAUUGCAACAUUAGAAUAACCUGGAACAUGUUUACCAAAAAUAAACAACAUCUUUCUGGGCACAUAAUGUUAUCAGUAUCCCUCUGUUGCCCUGCUGGAUAACAUGAUUGAGGUUGUUGGAUGCACAGAGUUUAAAUAGUGUUGAGGCAAUAUUAAGGAAUUUCACAUUGCUAUACUGUGUCCAUAAUGACA
Molecule: messenger RNA, 4909 nt
Organism: Vidua macroura (Pin-tailed whydah)
Lineage: Eukaryota; Metazoa; Chordata; Aves; Passeriformes; Viduidae
Gene: ADGRG6
Product: adhesion G protein-coupled receptor G6
Exons: 24
Coding region: 1-3744 (1247 amino acids)
Biological process (GO): cell surface receptor signaling pathway; myelination in peripheral nervous system; heart trabecula formation
Cellular component (GO): membrane
Molecular function (GO): laminin binding; G protein-coupled receptor activity
Source: RefSeq, a predicted model, not a curated record